Molecule: messenger RNA, 1753 nt
Organism: Pistacia vera
Lineage: Eukaryota; Viridiplantae; Streptophyta; Magnoliopsida; Sapindales; Anacardiaceae
Product: cytochrome P450 81Q32-like
Exons: 3
Coding region: 74-1603 (509 amino acids)
Molecular function (GO): monooxygenase activity; heme binding; oxidoreductase activity, acting on paired donors, with incorporation or reduction of molecular oxygen
Source: RefSeq, a predicted model, not a curated record
AGAAUAAAAAUUAUUCCUUCGUAAAAGAGUGCUACAUUCAAAAAAAAAAAAAAAAAAAAAAUCUUCCAUUCUCAUGGAGAAAUUGUGGUCAUUCAUCUUUUCUGCAUCCUUCUUUCUCUUUCUGUUUCUGAUUUUGAAGCACUUUCUAGUACAACAAACACAAUAUAAGAACCUCCCACCAAGUCCACCUUCAUUUCCGAUAAUUGGACAUCUUUAUCUCCUGAAACAACCCAUCCAUAGAACAUUACAGCAUCUGUCAAACAAAUAUGGCCCAAUCUUAAAUCUUUCAUUUGGUUAUCGCAGAGUGCUACUCGUAUCUUCCCCAUCAGCGGUAGAAGAAUGUUUUACUAAAAGUGAUAUUAUCUUCGCCAAUAGAUCCCGUCUUCUUGCUGGCAAGUACCUAACCUAUGACUAUACCACCAUGGUGGCUGCCCCCUAUGGUCAUCAUUGGCGCACCCUACGCCGCCUUGCUGCUCUUGAAUUCUUCUCAACUAGUCGCCUUAACAUGUUUUUGGGCAUUAGGCAGGAUGAGAUCAUGUAUUUAGUUAAAAUGCUAUAUCAAAGUUGUGGGCAAAGUUUCACGAAAGUGGAGAUAAAGUCAAAGUUAUUCGUGUUGUCUUUUAACAUCAUUAUGAGGAUGGUUUCGGGGAAAAGAUAUCUUGGUAUAGAAAUUGAUGAGCCUGAGGAGGCUAAGCGUUUACGAGAAAUUGUAAGGGACAUUUUUGAAGUAAGUGGAGCAUCAAAUCCAGGGGAUUUCUUACCUUUUUUACGAUGGUUAGGUUACCAGAGCUAUGAAAAAAGAGUAAUAGCAGUACAUAGUAAAUCUGAUGGAUUUAUGCAGAAUUUGAUUGAUGAGCAUCGAAACAAAAGGAAUUGUUCAGCUGGAGAAAGAAGAACCGACACAAUAAUCGAUUCUAUGCUGUCUUUACAAGAGUCUCAACCUGAGUACUACUCUGAUGAAAUUAUUAAAGGCAUGAUAAUGACACUGCUACUUGCGGGCACAGACACAUCCGCAGCGACUAAAGAGUGGGCUAUAUCACUUCUCCUCAACCAUCCUGUUGUGCUAAAGAAAGCCAGAGCUGAGCUUGACAAUCUUGUUGGUCAUGAUCGUUUAGUAGAAGAACCUGAUUUGGCCAAGUUACAUUAUCUCCAAUGCAUAAUCAAUGAGACUCUUCGAUUGUUUCCAGCAGCACCACUUCUAGUGCCACACGAAUCAUCUGAUUUCUGCACAAUCGGUGGCUACGAUGUACCACCGUCAACAAUGUUGUUUGUUAAUGCAUGGGCCAUACAUAGAGAUCCCAACGUCUGGGAGGACUCCACAAGUUUCAAGCCAGAAAGAUUUGAAGGAUUAGAAGGUGUGAGUGAGGCAUACAACUUUAUACCAUUCGGGCAAGGAAGAAGAUCCUGCCCCGGGGCUGGCCUUGCCAAUAAAGUAAUGGGGUUAACAUUAGCCACUUUAAUUCAGUGCUUUGAGUGGGAGAGAAUUAGUGAAGAGGAAGUGGACAUGACAGAAGGAACUGGUAUUACUAUGCCUAAAGCCAAGCCACUACAAGCUAUGUUCAAAGCUCGCGAGUCCAUGUUCAAUGUCCUUUCGAAGCUAUGAUUGUCGCAUUGAUUGCUUUUGUAUUUUGUUAAAAAGUAUCGCAGUCUUCCUUUCUUUGUAACAGAAUCUUAUAGGGUUUAAAGUUGUUUAUCGACUCCCUAUCCUUUUGUAACUAAGAAUUUAUAUUAUACAUUAUAUUAAAAUAAUAGU